Molecule: messenger RNA, 2342 nt
Organism: Epinephelus lanceolatus (giant grouper)
Lineage: Eukaryota; Metazoa; Chordata; Actinopteri; Perciformes; Serranidae
Gene: becn1
Product: beclin 1, autophagy related
Biological process (GO): cellular response to nitrogen starvation; autophagosome assembly; mitophagy
Cellular component (GO): phagophore assembly site; phosphatidylinositol 3-kinase complex, class III, type I; phosphatidylinositol 3-kinase complex, class III, type II
Molecular function (GO): phosphatidylinositol 3-kinase binding; protein-macromolecule adaptor activity
Source: RefSeq, a predicted model, not a curated record
GUAAACAACAAUAAGGAAGUGGAACGAGAAGUCCCGAGGUGCAAAAUGCAACCGUCACGCUAAGUACAUUAGAAGUGAUUUCUACUUUUCAGCGCGCUCCAAUCUGGAUUAUUAUGCACUAGUUAUUCUCUACAGGCGGCGCUAACGAUGGAGGGCUCCAAGUCGUCGAGCACAACCAUGCAGGUCAGUUUCGUGUGUCAGCGGUGUUGUCAGCCCCUCAAAUUGGACACAUCCUUCAAUGUGCUCGAUCGGGUCACAAUACAUGAACUUAUCGCUCCGUUGGUCACAGUGACCCCCAGCAAACAGGCUGACAGCACUGAUGGGGAGACAGCACCAGAGGAGACCUUUGCAGAAAACAAGCAAGAUGGAGUGUCAAGAAAGUACAUCCCUCCUGCACGGAUGAUGUCCACAGAGAGCGCCAACAGCUUCACGCUGAUCGGAGAAGCAUCGGAUGGUGGCACCAUGGAGAAUCUCAGUCGCAGGCUGAAGGUGACUAGUGACCUGUUUGACAUCAUGUCGGGCCAGACUGAUGUGGACCACCCGCUGUGUGAGGAAUGUACCGACACCCUGCUGGACCACCUGGACACGCAGCUCAACAUCACAGAGAACGAGUGCCAGAAUUAUAAGCAGUGUCUGGAGCUGCUGUCACACCUGCAGGUGGAGGAAGAGGAGACUCUGCUGGCAGAGCUACACCAGCUGAAGGAGGAGGAGGAGGCUCUGGUCCAGGAGCUGGAGGCAGUGGAGGAGCAGAGGGCUGCUGUGGCCCAGGACCUGACGCAGAGCAGGGUCCACUCUCAGCAGCUGGACACAGAGGAGCUACAGUACCAGAAGGAGUACAGCGAGUUUAAACGGCAGCAGCUGGAGCUGGAUGAUGAGCUUAAAAGUGUCGACAAUCAGAUGCGCUACUGCCAGAUUCAGCUCGAUCGACUGAAGAAGACCAACGUCUUCAAUGCAACCUUUCACAUCUGGCACAGCGGCCAGUUCGGUACCAUCAACAACUUCCGUCUGGGUCGACUCCCCAGCGUCCCGGUGGAGUGGAAUGAGAUCAACGCAGCCUGGGGGCAGACGGUGCUGCUGCUGCAUGCUCUCGCCAACAAAAUGGGGCUGCGCUUCCAGAGAUACCGUCUGGUCCCAUAUGGAAACCACUCCUACUUAGAGUCACUGACAGACAAGUCCAAGGAACUUCCUCUGUACUGCUCGGGUGGCCUGAGGUUCUUCUGGGACAAUAAAUUCGACCAUGCCAUGGUGGCCUUCCUGGAUUGCGUCCAGCAGUUCAAAGAGGAGGUGGAAAAAGGAGACACUGGCUUCUGCCUUCCCUACAGGAUGGACGUGGAGAAGGGAAAGAUCGAGGACACAGGCGGCAGCGGCGGCUCCUACUCCAUCAAAACCCAGUUCAACUCUGAGGAGCAGUGGACCAAGGCGCUCAAGUUCAUGCUCACCAACCUGAAGUGGGGACUGGCCUGGGUCACCUCACAGUUCUACAACAGAUAGACUCUGUGGACAGUUCUUUGUGACACUGCGUGAUCACAUGACCCCCUCUGAUGAAUGGAUUACGUGUGAAUCUUAUUGCUUGGCCAAAGGAAAAGAAAUGGUUACGUGUGCAUCAUUUUGAACGUCAGUACAAAAGAAGCAUCUAGAUCUUUAGUCCAGAUUGUCUGUUGUUACAUGUUACAGUGAGGGGACAGUUUGUAUCUGUUCUGCUGCAGAGUGGAGUUUAUAAAGUGCGGGCCCACUUUGGAAGCAGCUAAGACGUCCCAGGUUGUAGUCACGUCCCAUAAAGGAGGCAGGGUGAGAUAACUACCUGUGCUUCUUUUUCUUUUUAUCGUCUGCUUCACUAAUUUAUAUCUGGCUUUUUUCCUGAAGAGCUGACGUUGCAUUAAGACGACGUCACGCUUCCUUCAAGACUAGAAUGUAAUUUAAAAGAACCCUUCACCAAAUUCACUUCUAACCACUUUAUCAAGUUCAAGGUUUCCUUGCUCUCCUGUUGCACUGCACACCUUUGUAAUCACUGUGUAACUUUCUCCACAGUGAGAGAAAAAGUUUGUCAAAGUCCCGAUUAUAUAAGCUGUAAGAGUAUGAUGUGAUCAUUGCGGUCAAGGUCGGGUUUUUAAUAGAUGAUCACUGUUUAGUAUUCAACUAAAGUGUCAGUAUUUCAUUAACCUCUGAUGUCGUUAUCACGUUCGCCAGUUACACACGUACGUUGAAGGCAGACUGAUGUGUUUGGAGGUUCACUGAUACAGCUCCUUUGUGUUCAUCCUGUGCACCAUCACAUUGUUUUACAUAUGAUGAAUAAUUUUAACAGUGGGAUUUGAGUUAAUAAAACAUUUCAUGCUGUGAAAAAA